AUGUCAAACUCCUCAAAUAUCCGUGCUGCAAUUAUUAUCAUAAAAUCGCUCAGUCAGUUUAUUGAUAUUCAAGUCAUUCAAAAUACCUUCUCAGAAUUUAUUGAUUUAUUACUUACACCUUUUGUAAUUAUUCUAAACCAUGAUAUAGCUUGGGCAUCCUUAUGAACGGCUCCAGCCUUCAGUUCCAAUUGCCAAGUUCGUCAACUCUGCGAAUUUGCUAAAUUAAGAAACAAUUUGUCAACUGGAGUUGAUGAAGAAAACUCUCCACAUGGCAAGUGGAGUUAAAGGCUUGGGCCGUCCAUAAGAUGCCAAAGUUAUAUAUCCUGUUAAUGAAAUGUAUAUUAUAUAAGGAAUAUCGAGCAUUUAACAAAUUUAAAGUGCUUAUUUAAAACCAUCAGGAGCAUCCCAGAUAAAGCAGUGCUUGUGUAUACGCUUUUAUUACUUUGCCAAUCUUCAUCCCAUGGUUGCAAGAUUAGUGAAAAUACCAAAUAAGCUUCAAAAGCUGCACUAAUAUGCCGAUCUAUAUAGGUAUUGCUAUAUACUAAUAUUAAUAAUUAUAAAUUCUAAUAAAAUCAAUCUAGGCAUAAAAUCUACUUUAAGUCAUCAAAGGAAUUAGUGAAGAUCCUUUUAUUCUAAAUCUGAAUAAUCUUUAUAGCAGAAUAUAUCAGCGUGUCAUUUAAUCGGAACGUUUUCCUUGAAUGGCAUUUCCCAGGGACUUUUGGUCGAAUUUUUUCCCUAAUGGUACAUUUAAACGAGUUUUCAGGCAAAUUUUUCAUUAGCCAAAAUUUCCGAAAAAUGUCCCGAAGGAAAUGCAGGGGAAAAUUAUUUCAAAUGUCUUGAAUCGGAAUAAAUCAAUGUGGAGAUUUAUUUAAUAAGUCUGUUAGUGACUGCUUAGAGAUUUUAGUAAGCUAUUUAGGAUGCGCCAAUAAUUAUCAAACAAAUUUUGUAGUGAUGGAUUAUCAAUGGCCAUUUUAUUUUAACAAAUCAGAGUUAUAUGUAAAAAUUGCAAGCUUUACAAAUCAAUCAGGGCUAUUGUAUUGCUAUUGAGAUGGAAAGUGAAUGAAUUUAGGCAUAUCCUCUCCUCAGAAUACGAUUAAAGAAAAACCUUAUAAUGUUUAUUGAAAAUUCAGAGAUCCCUAUUAUGCUUUAGAUGAUUUUAUAUUAUAUCUUUUAUAUGCUUUUUAAAUCAUAUGCGUCUAGCAUACCAAAUAUUCAAAUCAGUAUUAUAAAUAUAAUAGCUUAUCCAGUUUUGCUUAAUUAACUCAGCCCAGCAAUUUCAAGAUAAAUGAAUUGUAGCCGCAAUAAUGAGUUUUACUUUGAAUUUCAAGAGAAUAAUCCUACCUAAUCCUAAAAUUGCAAUUCAUAUAUAAGUUGAAUAAAUACAAAUCCUUCUCAAUUAUUAUCAGACUGGGUUUCAAAAAACCCAAAAAGGACACUAGGCAACACAAACACAAUGCCCGCUUUAACUUCCAGUGAAUAUUUAGCAAGGUUUGAGAAGGAAAUCGCUGAAUUGAGGAAUCAGGUUCAAAUUAAGGAUCAAAAGAUUCAUGAAUUAGAAACUGAAAAUAAAAAUGCAAUAGAAGACAUGCUUCAACAAUUGCAAAGCAAAAAUCAAGUUAACCCAUAUGCAUCCCAAAGCAUUAGUUCAAUUGUGAUAAAUAAUCCUGUAGAGCUAGUGGCUGCUUUAAAAAGCCCGUCAAAGCAUCCGUUGCCUAAUUACGGAAACACUUGUUAUUUAAAUGCAAUAGUCCAAGUCUUAGCAAGUAUGAAUAUUUUCAUUAUAGAGCUGAUAAAAGCGAAAGGCCCAACCUUAAAAUUGUUAAGAAAUUUACUUAUAGAUAUGAGAUUGCCAAACAAACGAAAUGAAGCCGGUUUAGGGAUCAAACAGCUUAAGUAUGAUCUGAGCAUUGAAUUCCCCAGUGUAAUUAUAAAUUAGCUUAAUACCAAUGACCAGCAAGACUCAACAGAAGUACUAGGAAUGAUUUUUAACAAGUUUGAAGAAGAGUUCCCGAAUAGCAUCUUAUUUGUGACUAAUUCUGUUCAGACAUUUAAAUGCAAGUAUCAUGACUACAGUAGCAUAAUUAAAGACUCAGACACUUUUUUAGUAAUUCCUCCGCUUUUUUACAGCAAUGUUGAAGAAUACCUUCAAAGUUGAAAAAACCCAACAAUUUUCAGCGACAACGAUUUAUUAAAAUGUGACUUAUGUGGCUCAAAUUCGAUUUCCAUGAUGAGGAGAGUCCUUAUAAACAAGCCAAUUUACUUGAUAUUGUCAUUUCAACGCAUAGAUGUUGCAGUCAGACUUCCUGAAAGCUUGGAUUUUGAAGAAAAUAGGUACUUGCUGUUUGCGGUUGUGUCUUAUACAGUAUCUGGGUCUUCUGGGCAUUAUACAGCAUACACAAAAGAAAAUUACUCAUGAACGCAUUAUAAUGAUGAGCAUAUAGAAAAUAUUGAUUUUCUAAAUGGAAUUCCUGGGGUUUAUUUAGCUUUUUAUGCCCUGAAUUCUUUGGCUUCUUACUAA
Molecule: messenger RNA, 2518 nt
Organism: Blepharisma stoltei
Lineage: Eukaryota; Ciliophora; Heterotrichea; Heterotrichida; Blepharismidae
Source: the annotation of a GenBank genome assembly